CCUAAACCAUUGGUUCCUGCCUUGGAGCAGCAGAUGCAGAGUCAGAAAACUGGGCCCUUUUGGACUGUCUCUAGUAAAGGAAACCAUUUAGAGGAGGGACUUUGUGGAGAUUUGGAUACUCUGCCAGACUACUGAAAACUAAUCAUUUUAGGACAGCUGCAUCAAAUACAUCAUUUCCAGCAGUUUGGAUGCUGUUGGCACAAUAUUCUGGCAGAGUACCUGGGCCCUUUGUAGUCGUGAAAAAAACCACUUUCUCCACGAUGCCUGAAACCGUGGAGGAUAAAGCUAAUCCAGAGCUGUAUUCACCACAUCCCAGAGUGCGUGGGAUGACACUGCUCAACAGAGAGGCUUUUAAAAGGACAGUUGUUGUUCCAGCUCUUAAAGUCAAGAAAGAAAUUGUAAAUAGUUCGCUGAAGUCCCUAAAACAGUCGGUCCUGCAGCGUCCCGGUCUGAAGCGAGUGGUUGAGGAUCCAGAAGAUGAGGACAGUAGGCUUGUUAUCCUGGAUCCUCACAAAAUACCAGGAUUCUCACUGGGAGAACCAGAGCAGCAGGCGCUGAAAGAGCUCGGUGUUGAUCCUGAGGUGUCCAGGUACAACCUGGAGCUGACCUACGAGAACUUCAAGUCGGAGGAGAUCCUGCGAGCGGUGCUUCCCGAGGGUCAGGAGGUCACCUCUGGCUUUAGCCGUGUUGGCCACAUAGCUCACCUGAACCUCAGGGACCACCAGCUGCCCUACAGACAUUUGAUUGGCCAGGUUAUAAUUGACAAGAAUCCAGGAAUCACCUGUGCAGUGAAUAAAACCAGUAUUAUUGACAGCACGUACAGGAAUUUUGAAAUGGAAGUGCUCGCUGGAGAGAAGAACCUGGUAACCAAGGUGAAAGAAAAUAAUACUGCGUAUGAACUGGACUUCUCCAAGGUGUACUGGAACCCACGCCUCUCCACGGAACGCGGCCGCAUCGUGGAGCUGCUGAGGCCCGGCGACGUCCUCUUCGAUGUCUUCGCCGGGGUCGGACCUUUCGCCAUCCCAGCGGCAAAGAAGAAGUGCCGCGUGUUUGCCAACGACCUCAACCCCGAGUCCUACAGGUGGCUCCUGCACAACUGCAGGCUGAACAAGGUGGACGCCACAGUGAAAGCAUUCAACAUGGAUGGCAGGGAAUUCCUCCGGGGGCCGGUGCGGGAGGAGCUGAGCAAAGAGCUCCAACUGGUGAAGGAAGAGCAGAGAAACGCUUUCCACAUAGUCAUGAACUUGCCAGCGCUGGCAGUCGAAUUCCUGGAUGUUUUCAGGCAUCUCUUGGUGGGGGAGCCGUGCAGCGCUGCCGCCCUCCCCACUGUGCACUGCUACGGGUUCUCCAAGCACGAGGACCCGGCCAAAGACAUUCAGGAGCGAGCGGAGGCGUCGCUGGGAACCUCCCUGGACGGACGCUGCUCCACGUACCUGGUCAGGAACGUGGCGCCCAACAAGGAGAUGCUGUGCAUCAGUUUCCAGGUCCCAGCAGAUGUGCUGUACAAGAGGCCCUGCCCUGAUGAAGCAAAACCAGCCUCAAAACGUCUGUGUACCAGCCAAGGUUUUUCUGAAGAGAAAUUAUUGAGCUGAAGACUGGAGUUGUGGUGACUACCUUAGUUUGUGCAGAGGGUAUUUAGGGUGCCUCUGGUUUGCCUGUUGAGUUAUUCACAGCAUACCUGCGUUACCCAUCGAGAUGCACAGUGCAUGUUGCAGCUUUCCUUUGGGAGCCCUGCUUCCUGCAUUUACCUUUUUUUUUUUUUUUUUCUUUUAAUUGUGGGGUCGAUAAGCAGAUUGAAACUGUUGUUACUACAAAAAAUUAAAACUUUGCUCUUUUGUAAUAAAUGUGUUUUAGUACUU
Molecule: messenger RNA, 1859 nt
Organism: Empidonax traillii (willow flycatcher)
Lineage: Eukaryota; Metazoa; Chordata; Aves; Passeriformes; Tyrannidae
Gene: TRMT5
Product: tRNA methyltransferase 5
Exons: 5
Coding region: 189-1592 (467 amino acids)
Biological process (GO): mitochondrial tRNA methylation; tRNA N1-guanine methylation
Cellular component (GO): cytoplasm; mitochondrial matrix
Source: RefSeq, a predicted model, not a curated record